Messenger RNA from Euleptes europaea (tarantolino), 1626 nucleotides. RefSeq names its product CXXC finger protein 4 (gene CXXC4). The coding region runs from base 137 to 1345 and encodes 402 amino acids. The record is from RefSeq and is a predicted model, not a curated record. Lineage: Eukaryota; Metazoa; Chordata; Lepidosauria; Squamata; Sphaerodactylidae. The transcript has 2 exons. Gene Ontology annotation, molecular function: methyl-CpG binding; zinc ion binding. Gene Ontology annotation, cellular component: nucleus.
GGCUCCAGUGGCCCUCCUCCCCGCCCUGCCCUUCCCUCCCCUGGCCUUCCCCGGCCCCCCUUUCCUCUCCCCUCCCGCCUCCCCCUUCCCCCCCACCCUGUUGCCCCAGGCCCACCCCCACCCCCCUCUGGGCACCAUGAACACCAACGUGUGCGUGGAGACGGGGCCCAACCCCGAGGCGCCGGGGCUGCCCAAGGAGAACCACCUGCCCGACGGCGCCCUCAACAGCCUUGUGGAUUACAACUCGGAGAUGGAGAGGUACCGCUCCUUCGCCACCUUCUACAAGACCAACGGCGGCGCCUUCCCGCAGGCGGCCAAGAUCGCCCGCAUCACCACCCCCAUCUUCCCCAGCGCCGCCGCCGCCGCCGCCGCCCGCAUCGGCAUGUCCCCCUGGAACUGCGACACCGCCACGGCCGCCGCCGCCACCGCCAUGCUGUGGGGCAGCGGCGCGGGGGGCGGCGGCGCCGGCGUGGGGGGCCCCAACCCCGCGGCGGCCGCGGCCGGCGGCGUGGUGGCGGCCCGCAAAGCCGCCUCCUCCUCCUCCUCCUCGGCGGCGGCUGCAGCAGCAGCAGCCGCCGCGUCGGUGGCAUCCUCGGCCGCCUCGCCCGCCUCUGCCCUGCACGCCGCCAGCAGGAGCGGCGGCGGCGGUUUGCACCAUCGCAACGAGUCGCAGCGGCUGGGCAAGCCUGGCUGCGCGCCCGCCGAGCAGCCCGCGUUGCAAAUGGCCAACAACAAUUUCCUCUCCACCUUGGCCCCCGAGCACUGCAGACCUUUGGCGGGGGAAUGCAUGAACAAGCUCAAAUGCGGCGCCGCCGAAGCGGAGAUAAUGAAUCUCCCCGAGCGCGUGGGGACUUUUUCCGCCAUCCCGGCUUUAGGGGGCAUCUCAUUACCUCCCGGGGUCAUCGUCAUGACAGCCCUGCACUCCCCGGCGGCAGCCUCGGCCGCCGUCACAGACAGCGCGUUUCAAAUUGCCAAUCUGGCAGACUGCCCGCAGAGCCAUUCCUCCGCCUCGUCGUCCUCCUCCUCCCUGGGAGCCGCCGGAGGAGGAGGAGGAGGCGGGGGGGCGGGAGGCGGCGGCGGCGGCGCUGGUGGAGGAGGCGGGGGAGGCGGCGGCGGGGGAGGCGGCGGGGCCGGCAACCCGGCCAAGAAGAAGCGGAAACGGUGCGGGGUGUGCGUGCCCUGCAAGCGGCUGAUCAACUGUGGCGUCUGCAGCAGCUGCAGGAACCGCAAAACGGGACACCAGAUCUGCAAAUUUAGGAAAUGUGAAGAGCUAAAGAAAAAACCUGGCACUUCGCUCGAGAGAACACCUGUUCCCAGCGCCGAAGCAUUCCGAUGGUUCUUUUAAGCAGUAGUAUAUCUUAUUUUCAAGGCAGCCUGAAGUGAAUGGCAAGCUAAAGUGUUGUUUUAAGAAACUGCUUAGUCCACCACUGAAGAAUAUAUUCAGAUACUAUUUUCAUUUAUGUAUAGGGGUUUCCUCAAAAAACAAAUUCUCAAGUAGAGUGGUCUCCAGAUAAGAGGGGGAAUCAAAGCAGCUCUGUAGAACACAUCUGGGAUGAAACCGAAUUUCCCCGGCUGAAAGGCCUGAACAUAAGAUAAUGCUGUUUCAGCACCUAUCCCGUCAUGUUC